AUGGUACGUGGCGUUUCGAGACGAGAGGAGGCUUUUCCGACACGGAUCGUUGCCAUUCCGGUUGACAUUACGAAGCUGAAGAUCGACAGUAAUCCUUUUGCGAAGGGAUUUCGGGAUUCGUCGCGAUUGACGGAUUUUGAAAGGGAGACGAUGGAGACAAUGUUGGCGGAACAGCAUUUGCAGAGGUACCCCCAUCGAUUUCCAUUUGAGAUCGAUCAAUUGCAAGCGGGAGCGGCAAAUAAUUUGAGCCUCGAGGAAAAGGCACUUUGGGCGGCACAAUCACAAUUAUUAUUGCGAGCGGCUGCAGCGGCCGCCGCUCCAUAUGCUCUUGUUAAUCCAACACUCGUCUAUCCGGGAGCGGCUUCAGCAGCGGCAGCGGCGGCCGCAGCUGCUGCCGCGAGUUCCAGUCAACAGCAACAGCAACGUCAACAAUUGGGUCACUUAUGGUGGGGCUCAAUUGGACCGACAUUAUUUGCCGCUGCGCAUCAUCAACAACAACAGCAACAACAAUUGGCGGCAACAAGUGCUCAGCAACAAUCAACUGGACCUGCAGCGCCAAGACCCGUCUAUCCAUCGGCACUGGCACUAUCGCAUCAUAGAUUCUCGCCCUAUCACACAUCGCCUACUCCAAAAUCAUCAACCCCUGUUUUACCUUCGCCGUCGCCCUCGAGGAGAGCCACGCCUUCUCCAACUGACAGCCUCUGCCGCGAGGCUCAAGAUUUAUCUCCCUCGUAGUUGAAGAUUUAGGGCUGAGGCUCGAUUAAGGAAUUUCAAGGGUUCUCCUCUCAUAAUCAGGACAGAUGGGUCGGAAUUGUUUCCUUUUUCCAUAUUUAUAGAGAAGCAGAAAAAUUUGUUAAAAUUACUAAAUUUUAUAUUACUUUUACAGUAUUUUAUCGUUUUUUUAAAAACAAUUUUCAAAAUUGUUUUUUUUAUUUCGCGCUCCCAAGAAAACCUAAGAAGCAAAUGAAUUAUUCGUUAGGUUCGUAUUAGAUUUAUCUUCAUUAAAAGAUUUUUUUUUAUUAUUUGAAUUUGAAACCAAUUUUCACUGAAUAUUUUCGAUAUUAAUAAUCGAAAUAAAAAAUUAAUUAAUAAUUAAUUAAAAUAAUUUUUAAUUAAUA
This is a messenger RNA of Leptopilina heterotoma, 1118 nucleotides long. Its product is annotated as T-box protein H15-like. Gene Ontology annotation, molecular function: DNA-binding transcription factor activity. Bases 1 to 735 code for a protein of 244 amino acids. Gene Ontology annotation, biological process: positive regulation of DNA-templated transcription. Gene Ontology annotation, cellular component: nucleus. Lineage: Eukaryota; Metazoa; Arthropoda; Insecta; Hymenoptera; Figitidae. The transcript is spliced from 3 exons. The record is from RefSeq and is a predicted model, not a curated record.